GGACAGAACCCUAACGAACAGCAACAUUUACAGGAGAUUAGAGAAAGAGCCUGUGAAGGUGGCAGAGCAAAUGAAGAGAAUCAAGAAUCAGGAAUAGCAUCAUAGAAACCACGGGAGGAGAGGGCUUCAAGGAGGCAGUAGCAAGGUCAAGAGAGAGCAGUAGGUAAUAGGACUGAAAAAUGCUAUUGCAUUUACCAGCUGAGACAUGGUUGGUAGAACUGUUUCAAAGAAGCUAGAAUCAAGUACAAGAAUGAUAAAAGUAUUAGUUUUUCAUUGUUGCCAUACCAAACUUAGCAGCUAAAUGCAGCACAGAUUUAUUUUCUCACAGUUCUAUAGGUCAGAAGUCUGACACAGGUCUCACCGAGCUAACAUUAAGGUGGUGGCAAGGCAUCAUUCCUUACUAGAAGCUCUGGGGAGAUUCCUCUUCCUUGCUCAUUCAGAUAAUCAAUAUGCGUUUCCAAGGCUUUCGGCUAUGUUUGGGUCUUCUUUUCAUCUCAAUUAAUGCAGAAUUUAUGGAUGAUAGUGUUGAGAUGGAAGACAUUGAUGAAAAUUCAGAAGAGAUUGAUGCUAAUGAAAAUGAAUUCUCCUCAGAGAUUAAAUAUAAGACACCUCAACCUAUAGGAGAAGUAUAUUUUACGGAAACUUUUGAUAGUGGAAGGUUGACUGGGUGGGUCUUAUCAAAAGCAAAAAAAGAUGAUACAGAUGCGGAGAUUUCUAUAUAUGAUGGAAGAUGGGAAGUAGAAGAACUGAAAGAAUAUCAAGUACCUGGUGACCGAGGACUGGUGUUGAAAUCUAGAGCAAAGCAUCAUGCAAUAUCUGCUGUAUUAGCAAAACCUUUCAUCUUUGCUGAUAAACCUCUGAUAGUACAAUAUGAAGUAAAUUUUCAAGAUGGUAUUGAUUGUGGAGGUGCAUACAUUAAACUCCUAGCAGACACUGAUGGUUUGAAUCUGGAAAACUUUUAUGAUAAAACAUCCUAUACCAUUAUGUUUGGACCAGAUAAAUGCGGAGAAGAUUAUAAACUUCAUUUUAUCUUCAGACAUAAACAUCCCCAAACUGGAGUUUUUGAAGAGAAGCAUGCCAAACCUCCAGAUGUAGACCUUAAAAAGUUCUUUACAGACAGGAAGACUCAUCUUUAUACCCUUGUGAUGAAUCCAGAUGACACAUUUGAAGUAUUAAUUGAUCAGAUAGUUGUAAACAAAGGAAACCUACUGGAGGAUGUGGUUCCUCCUAUCAGUCCUCCCAAAGAAAUUGAAGAUCCCAGUGAUAAAAAACCUGAUGAUUGGGAUGAAAGAGCAAAAAUCCCUGAUCCUUCUGCUGUCAAACCAGAAGACUGGGAUGAAAGUGAACCUGCCCAAAUAGAAGAUUCAAGUGUUGUUAAACCUGAUGGCUGGCUUGAUAAUGAACCGAAAUUUAUUCCAGAUCCUAAUGCUGAAAAACCCAUUGACUGGAAUGAAGACAUGGAUGGAGAAUGGGAGGCACCGCAGAUUUCUAAUCCAGCAUGUCGGAUUGGGUGUGGUGAGUGGAGCCCUCCCAUGAUAGACAACCCAAAAUACAAAGGAGUAUGGAGACCUCCAAUGAUAGAUAACCCUAACUACCAGGGUAUCUGGAGUCCUCGAAAAAUUCCUAAUCCAGAUUAUUUUGAAGACAAUCACCCAUUUCUUCUGACUUCCUUCUCUGCUCUUGGUUUAGAGCUUUGGUCCAUGACCUCUGAUAUCUACUUUGAUAAUUUUAUUAUUUGUUCGGAAAAGGAAGUAGCAGAUCGCUGGGCUGCAGAUGGUUGGGGAGUGAAAAUAAUGAUAGAAAAUGAUAAUGAGCCUAGUAUAUUCAAACAGUUGAUGGCAGCUACUGAAGAGCGCCCAUGGCUUUGGUUCAUUUAUCUUGUGACAGCAGUGCUUCCAAUAGCAUUAAUUACUUCAUUUUGUUGGCCAAGAAAAGUAAAGAAAAGAUAUGAAGAUGCAGAGUUCAAAAAACUGGACAUACGUAAACCACAAACAAAGGGAGCGCUAGAGCAAGAAGUGAAGGGAGAGAAAGCAGCCCUGGAGAAACCAGUAGACUUGGGAGAGGAAAAACAGCAAAGUGAUGGUGAAAUUCUUGGAAAAGAAGAGGAAGGUGAACCUGAGGAAAAGAGUGAAGAAGAAAUUGAAAUCAUAGAAGGACAAGAAGAAGGUAAUAAAUCAAAUAAGUCUGGAUCAGAGGAUGAGAUGAGAGAAGCAGAUGAGAGCACAGGAUCUGGAGAUGGGCCAGUAAAGUCAGUACGCAAAAGACGAGUACGAAAGGAGUAACCUGUAUUCAAGUAUAUUUAAUUCCUAAGCGAGAGAUUUGGCAUUCUCAAGUCGGUGUGCCAGAACUGAACUUGAGUCAGUCUGCACAUCCUGUUUCUACUGUCUAGCAAUGUUAUUCUUUCAGACAUUUAUUUUAAUCUUAUUUUUCAGAAAAAAAAAAAAACUUUGAAGUUAACCUGGUCUUUGAAUUUAGAUAAAAGAAAAGUGGCACAUUACAUGUCAAAUUUUAAGAGAUUAAUAGCAUUAAAAGUGACACAGUUUUAAUAGUUUGGAGAAAGUUUUGGUUUCUACAGAGCAAAAUAAUAUGCAGCAACUUCACUGCUUUUGGAAGAAUCAGUUAUUGGAAUUUCCCCUUAAACGGCUAUACUACAGGUAGUUCCAUAGUAUAAACAAGAGUGAGUUCUGUUGUACAGAGCUAAAUGCAAUAAAGUUUCUGUAUGGUUGGUUGUUUCUAUCAACAAUUGAAAGUGUUGUGUGUGACCCACAUUUACCUACUUUGUGUCAAAUUAUAGUUAUGGUCCAUUGUUCAUGUAAAUUAUAGAGUCCUUUAAAGAGGUGCUUUGUUGACAGACAAAUCAACAAAACUGAAAUGUCUGUGUCAUUCGUAGAAUCACUGGUCAAUGGUGCAGCAUACUUAUAUUUGAAUACAGAGGUAAGAGGUUUAUCAAAACCAAAUGGUGUACAGAUUUUUUUUGAAGCCGUUACAGUUGUUUUAUGCCAGAAUGGCUUACUCUCUUUACAAGAUUGCUUAUGCGUACAUUGCUCUUGAAAAUAAAAUUUAAAUAUUUUUUCUUCUUUAAAUGAUACCCUCUUUAAUAGGUAAAUUAUUAUUGGGGAGUCUUUCUUUUAUCUGAUCAUUAAGAGAUUGUAAUGGCUAAUAGAUAUCAAUCAUCAUGCUUUGUAUUUUUAUCUUUUUUCUGACAAAGUCAAAUCUAUUUUCUGACAAAUUCAAAUCUAUUGUCUCAUCUAGCUUCAAAGCUGCCUCUACGGUAGACUAUUGCUCCGCUUUUUAAAACACAGUUGACCCUUGAACAACAGAGGUUUGAACUGCGUGGGUCCACUUAUACACAGAUUUUGUUUUCAAUUAAUUCUACAGUACUACA
Molecule: messenger RNA, 3385 nt
Organism: Kogia breviceps (pygmy sperm whale)
Lineage: Eukaryota; Metazoa; Chordata; Mammalia; Artiodactyla; Physeteridae
Source: RefSeq, a predicted model, not a curated record